AGAAUGAGCGAAGCAAUUUAGCAGAAUAAUGGAGAGGUAACAUUUGUAUGAUUGAGAUUUGAGAAGCGAACACAAGAAAAGACAAAAAGCAACGUCAGAGCAAGUUUCCAUCCCUUUGGCUAUGGUUUUGAUGGGGUAUGGAAGUAAACAAACGAUACCUUCUCAUCCACAGCUCCUCUUUAUCUUUCUCUCUCUUGAAAUUAUGUUUCCUUUUAUCUAUAAAGAAUCUUAUAAUUUUGCUUGGUUUCAUUUGUUCUCUUGUGUAUGGCCUUUAUUGAAUCUUGCUAGCCUAGCUUGCAGCUUUCGCUCGGACCUUUGGUUUUCUUGAAGAAGAUAGCUUGGGAGACUGUAAGCUUAGCGGACUAUUAUUACUUUUUGCUUUCCUCUUUCUUUCAUCUAUUCUUCUUUUAGCCUUUGUCAACUUCUCAUUUUUCUCUAGGGUUUCAGACAAAGCAGCAAAAGAUACAUAAAGCACAAACUACACACAACAGCUCUCAUCAUCUCUUAGACUACCCUCUUUUGGUCUUUUUUCAACAAGUUAAUAGGGUAAGAAAUCAUCUUUUAAGUUUAUGGGGAAGUAGUAAAGUUUAGUGGUAGCUAGAGAGGUAGAAUGAUAAAGGGUAUGCUAGGAGACGAUAGUAUGUCUAAUUUAACAUCAGCAUCUAAUGAUGCAAGUAUAUCUUCAAGCAAUUAUAGAACUGAAAUUGGUAGCGUUCGCUACCCACAACAGUCUCUUGUUGCACCAGCACAGAUUCAAACACAGCCAGCCGCUGCUAACAAGAAGAAGAGAAACCUACCAGGCAAUCCAGAUCCAGAAGCAGAAGUUGUAGCAUUGUCCCCAAGAAGUCUUUUGGCAACAAAUAGAUUUGUAUGUGAGAUCUGUAACAAAGGAUUUCAAAGAGAUCAGAAUCUGCAACUACACAGAAGAGGGCAUAAUUUGCCAUGGAAGCUAAAGCAAAGAACAAAUAAAGAGGUGAAGAAGAAAGUAUAUGUUUGUCCAGAGCCUUCAUGUGUACACCAUCAUCCUUCAAGGGCACUAGGGGAUCUCACUGGGAUUAAGAAGCACUUUUGUAGAAAACAUGGUGAGAAAAAAUGGAAGUGUGAGAAAUGCUCAAAGCGUUAUGCAGUUCAAUCUGAUUGGAAAGCUCAUUCCAAGAUUUGUGGUACCAGAGAGUAUAGAUGUGAUUGUGGAACCCUUUUCUCUAGGAGGGAUAGCUUCAUUACCCACAGAGCCUUCUGUGAUGCUUUAGCAGAAGAAAGUUCAAGAACAAUAAUCCCACCACCAAAUCCUUUAUUAGGAUCAGCUUCUUCAACUUCCCAUCACCUUAAUCUCCAUGCACUCCAAAACUUCCAACUGAAACAAGAACAACAACAACAAAGUAACUUCAACCUUGUUUCACACCCUUCAAACGAUCUUUCUUUUCAGUUAUUCGUUCAAAACCCUAAUAACAGUAGUAGUAACAUAUUUGGUGGAGUAGCGUCAGCUCACAUGAGUGCAACUACAUUGCUACAAAAAGCAGCACAAAUUGGAGUAACUUCUUCUGCUGCUGCUAAUAACAUGAGUACAACAAGUUUUUUCAGUCCUACUACUACUAGUAGUACUACAACAACUGGCAUGGUAGCGGCAGCAGCAGAAGGGGGAGGUGUUGAUUUAGCAUCACAUGAAUAUCAUCAAUUUGAAACUAAUAUUAGUAAUACUGGUUUUGUUACUGGUCAAGGAUUGGCAUCUUAUGGGAACAAUAAUAACAACAAAGCGUCUGGCAGUACUUUUCAUUUUGGUGCUAGUGUCACCCCUGGGUUCAUGGAACAAGUCCAUGACAUCCAAAACAUGAUGGCUACUAAUUUUGAUGAGGGAUUUGGUGGUGGCACCCAUUUGAUGAGAGGUGGUAAAGAAAAUAAUGAAGGGUUGACAAGAGAUUUCUUGGGUCUCAGAACAUUUCCACAUCAUAGGGACUUUCUCAAUACUACAACAGCUGCUGCUCUUCAUCAUCAGAUGAGGUCUUCUUCUGCUACUGCUGCUUCAUUUGAUCAAAAUCACCAGAAUCAAAAUGAAUCACAGUGGCAGAAUUAGCUACUCUGUUUUUGAAUUUUAAUUAAGACAGCAAUACUUAGUACUCCUAUUUUGUUGCUUGUUUGUAUAUCUUUCGAUACAGUCCUUUUGGGAAGGGAGCUAAGCACCCCUUCUUAACUUAGCUUUAUCUAUAUAUGCUCAUCCUUUCUGUCUCA
Messenger RNA from Capsicum annuum, 2226 nucleotides. Its product is annotated as protein indeterminate-domain 7. The transcript has 3 exons. Gene Ontology annotation, cellular component: nucleus. Gene Ontology annotation, molecular function: DNA-binding transcription factor activity. The record is from RefSeq and is a predicted model, not a curated record. Lineage: Eukaryota; Viridiplantae; Streptophyta; Magnoliopsida; Solanales; Solanaceae. The coding region runs from base 611 to 2071 and encodes 486 amino acids.